This is a messenger RNA of Centropristis striata (black sea bass), 864 nucleotides long. It is a transcript of the gene mgst3b, whose product is annotated as microsomal glutathione S-transferase 3b. Bases 68 to 484 code for a protein of 138 amino acids. Gene Ontology annotation, molecular function: glutathione transferase activity; glutathione peroxidase activity. The transcript has 4 exons. Lineage: Eukaryota; Metazoa; Chordata; Actinopteri; Perciformes; Serranidae. Gene Ontology annotation, cellular component: nuclear envelope; membrane; endoplasmic reticulum. The record is from RefSeq and is a predicted model, not a curated record.
AAAGUCGUUGAUCGGCGUGCCGCUGCCUUCGGAAGAUUUGAAAGGCAGUCAAACAUAUCGAGCAGAGAUGGAUGUUCAGACUGUAUUGCCGCCUGCCUUUGGAUACGUUAUAUUGACCUACCUGUACAGCUGGAUCAUGCUGACAUAUUUAGGAGUGAAGGUCGGGGGUGCAAGGAAGAAGUACAAUGUUAAGUAUCCCGAUAUGUACAGUGACAAGGAGCCGGUAUUCAACUGUAUCCAAAGAGCACAUCAGAACACCCUGGAGGUGUACCCUCAGUGGCUUGUUUUCCAGACCAUUGCAGCUCUUGUCUUUCCGUUGUCCGCAUCUGUGCUGGGGGCAAUCUGGGUGACCAGCAGGUUUUCAUAUGCCUGGGGCUACUACACAGGAGAUCCAGCCAAGAGAAUGAAUGGUGCCUAUGGCUACAUUGGAUAUCUUGGCGUCAUCGGUCUGUCCAUAUAUAUCGCCUUGCAACUGCUCUUUUAAGACAAUUAUCAUCUUGUUUACUCAUUUUUUCACUGGCUUUAAUGGUUGUUAAAAUAUAUCAACUAGAAAAUAUCUGUGCACUUCUCAAAUGCUGUUUCAAAUUAUGAUCCUAAGCAUAUUUUUAUGGACCACUAACUUGAUAUAUUUUUAUUCCAAUAUUUGUUGUGAAUGUCUACUCCAUGUGAUCAUCAAAAAUAAAGUAGAUGCUGAUUAAUGCUGCAGCCUCAGAUAUGUCCUCUAGUACUCUGUUCACAGUCGCAUGCAUUAAAGUUUGUGAAUAAUGAAAGGGUCAGCAGCAUGACUAAAGACCCCAUGUGACUCACACAUGAUGUCUCAGGAACAAAUGUCAGAUCAGAAUGCAAUAAAAAAAUCUAAAACCA